Molecule: messenger RNA, 2731 nt
Organism: Protopterus annectens (West African lungfish)
Lineage: Eukaryota; Metazoa; Chordata; Ceratodontiformes; Protopteridae
Product: cryptochrome DASH-like
Exons: 15
Coding region: 336-1916 (526 amino acids)
Biological process (GO): photoreactive repair
Molecular function (GO): FAD binding; damaged DNA binding; deoxyribodipyrimidine photo-lyase activity
Source: RefSeq, a predicted model, not a curated record
GUCACUAACAUCUUCCAUCAUUAUCAUGCGUGUUAGUGUAGAUGUCAGUAAAAUAAUCGCCUCUGCUAUAUAAUUACAAAAACGCUUCAGGUUAUAUUAGGGAGUAAUAUAACUCCAAAACAGAGAGCACACUUCCGUAAGUCGUUACAAAACACAAAGAUAGGCACAUUAUGCAACAACCAGUAAGCGCUCCUUUAUUUGGAGACGGACUGUCAUACUCUGCAGCUCUCUGUCCCAUGUGUUGUCCAGCUUCGUGAUGAAUUAAUAGCGGCUUGUGCAUUUCUACAGUGAUUUGUUUGUACUUCUAUGAGCCAGUAAAUGUUCAGCAUUGCACUAUGUCGGGAAUCCGCACUGUCAUCUGUCUGUUGAGAAAUGACCUCCGCCUGCAUGAUAACGAGGUGCUGUAUUGGGCUAAUUUAAAUGCAGAGAACAUUGUUCCACUUUAUUGCUUUGAUCCACGACAUUAUGGUGUCACACACAAUUAUAAUUUCCCCAAGACCGGUCCUUUUCGACUGAAGUUUUUACUGGAAGGUGUGAAAGAUCUAAGGGAGACCCUUAAGAAGAAAGGAAGUAAUCUAUUAAUGAGAAGAGGGAAGCCAGAAGACAUUAUCCAAGAUCUUAUUAAAGAGCUGGGAUCAGUGACUGCUGUGGCUUUCCAUGAGGAGGUUACUGCAGAGGAACUGAAUGUGGAGAACAACGUGAAGCAGGUUUGUUUUCAACUGAAAGUGAACGUUGUAACAUUUUGGGGAUCAACACUGUAUCACCGUGAUGACCUUCCUUUCAGGCAUAUAUCCAGGUUACCUGAUGUUUUCACCCACUUCAGAAAGUCUGUUGAGACUCAGGCGAAAGUUCGUUCCACUUUGCAGAUGCCAGAAAUGUUAAAGCCAGUGCCUUUGGGGCUGGAGGAAGGAAGUAUUCCAACUUAUGAAGAUUUCUCAGAAAGAGAUCCUUUGACAGAUCCACGCACAGUGUUCCCCUUCAGUGGUGGUGAAGGCCCAGCUUUAGCACGAUUAAAACAUUAUUUCUGGGACUCUAACCUGGUUGCAUCAUACAAGGAAACCCGGAAUGGCUUGAUAGGAGCAGAAUAUUCAACUAAGUUUGCUCCCUGGUUGGCCUUGGGUUGCAUUUCACCCAGGUAUAUUUAUGAAGAGUUAAAAAAAUACGAGAAGGAAAGAACUGAAAAUGAAAGCACAUACUGGGUAAUCUUUGAACUGUUGUGGCGAGAUUACUUCAGGUUUGUUGCUCUGAAAUGCGGAAGAAAAAUCUUCUUUCUAAAAGGACUACAAGACAAGGAGGUUUCAUGGAAAAAAGACCAAAGGAUAUUCGAUACUUGGAAAGAUGGGAAAACAGGGGUACCUUUUGUCGAUGCCUGCAUGAGGGAACUGGCCUUAACUGGAUUCAUGUCCAACAGAGGGCGGCAGAAUGUUGCUAGCUUCCUUACAAAAGACCUUGGCAUAGAUUGGAGAAUGGGAGCCGAGUGGUUUGAAUAUCUGUUGGUUGAUUAUGAUGUUUGCAGUAACUAUGGCAACUGGCUUUAUAGUGCUGGAAUAGGAAAUGACCCUCGUGAGAACAGAAAGUUCAACAUAAUAAAGCAAGGACUUGAUUAUGAUGCUAAUGGUGACUAUAUUCGGUUGUGGGUUCCAGAGUUGAAAGAUAUAAAGGGAGGGGAUAUUCAUACUCCCUGGACCCUCAGCAGUGCUGCACUAACUCAUGCAGGUGUAAACUUGCCAGAGACUUACCCUCUGCCUGUAGUCAUUGCACCAGAGUGGAGUCGAUACAUUAAUCAGAAGACUACUGGUGGCGCUAGAGGUGCUAAUUCAGGCCCAGAAGUGAGGAAGGGACCAUCACAUACUCCAAGGCAACACAGGAACAGAGGAAUAGACUUUUACUUCUCACACAACAAAAAACAUUAUUGAUAAGAUAUGGUUGCAAAUUAUGCAUGAAGAGUGCAUUGUGUAGUUCACAGCUUGGAUUAUAGCCAGAAAAUAUAUUCCACUAAGAGGCACGUACUGAUAUUUGUAAAGUUCUGCAACUUACCUAAAUAAUAAUAGUGCUCAGUAAUCAUUGUAUAGCCAAGAAAAUGACUUCAACUGAACAAGAAUAUGAAUUAAAAACUGCACCUGUUAAUGAAGUGCCUUAUUUGAUUGACAGUAGUGUAUUAAGAAGGUUACAUACACAUUGUAGCUUGGUGGCAGUUACCCAAGGAUGGAAGAGCUUAGUUUAUUGAAUGCUUUCCACACCACUGCUGCAGACAUAACUUCACUCAUAGUAUUCUCUGCUAUUUUUCAGCAUUGUUACUGUGGAUGUAGAUAUACUACAAAAGUUAUUUUCAUACGGAAUGGUGCAGAUGUGGGUUACAGGUCUCUGAAGUGUAACCCUACAUGUGUUUAUUUUUAUAGUAAGUUACAGGUCCCUGAAGUUUAACCCUAAAUGUAUUUAUUCCUGUAGUAAAAUGAAUGAGUGAUGUUGCUGCAGUCAUGUUUAGUAAAUGCUAUACACAUUUAUGAUUUAAGGAAUCAGUGAAUUCUCUGAAUGAAAUCAGAGUUGUAGUUAUUCUUUUGAUGGUCUGUAGUUCAACACCAGUCACAGCAAUGGCCUUUUCUUUCUUCUCCAUACAAAUGUUUAGACUCAGAAUUAAGAUGGCUGCUACUUGUAUCACAUAAAAUACCUACCCUGUUAAUAACCAUUCUUUAUCCACAUUGGUGUAAUACAAUAAAGACAUAAAUUACAA